Drosophila miranda is the source of this 4952-nucleotide messenger RNA. RefSeq lists its product as uncharacterized. Gene Ontology annotation, molecular function: 1-phosphatidylinositol-3-kinase regulator activity. The record is from RefSeq and is a predicted model, not a curated record. NCBI's taxonomy places the organism in Eukaryota, Metazoa, Arthropoda, Insecta, Diptera, Drosophilidae. The coding region runs from base 199 to 3486 and encodes 1095 amino acids. The transcript is spliced from 9 exons. Gene Ontology annotation, biological process: intracellular signal transduction; phosphatidylinositol phosphate biosynthetic process. Gene Ontology annotation, cellular component: phosphatidylinositol 3-kinase complex.
GGAUAUUUUAUCGAUAAGCACUGACUGUGGAGCACUUUUUCCUCCAAAAUUGGAAUCAAAUUUUUUUUAAUAGCUAUGCGUGCAAUUAAUCAAUAUGUGUGUUGUUAACAAUGUGCCAGUGCUAAGGAAAAAGUGCAAACUAUAGGAAAAGGCGCAGCGCCAAAGCCCAGAGGCAGCUAUCGCCUCGCUUCUGAGAAAAUGGAAUCGUCCAUUAAGCUUAAGGACAACAACUCCAAUCCGAGCAGCAAUUCGAAUGGCAACAAUGGAGCAGCAGGAGCAGGAGCAUCAGCCGGCGGCGGGGGCAGUGGCAGUGGCGUCUGCGUAUCGAGCAUCUGCAGCAGCGAUAGCUUCAGCAUCAUGCCACCGCCGCAUCAUGAGCUGGUCAGCGCUAACAGCAUCGAGCUGAAUGCGGCCGCCUCCUUGAGCGAUGACAGCGGUGUGCCAUUGACCACCAAUAGCUCCAUAUCCAGCGGUGAUUCCUAUCGCAUUGGAAUGUGCAAAUUCGAAAUUGAGAUGGUGGAAAGCGACGGCGAGGUCUCACAAUUCGAUUCGCUGGACAAUUGCUCGGAGGGUGGCAUGAGUGCUGAGAACUUUAAUACGCUGAAAAAGGGUCCAUUGGCACCCAUUGAUCCGCCGCCCGAGUUCCAGGACUCGCCGCAGACAACGCUAGUGCGUUCCAUCUCCAAGAAUAUUGUCAAUAGCCUGCGGCGUUGGACCUCGUCGCAGUCAUCGUUUGAGCAUCUGAAAGAUGAUGUGACGACCAGCACCAAAGUGGCAGUAGAGCCCCCAACAAAGACUGCGGCUGCUGUGGCUGUGGCAGUGGCAGUGAUGGCGCCGCCAGAGCAAACCCAAGCAAAGAUCUGCCAAAUGGAGGUGAUGGAGAGCACCCAUUUGAGCCUCAAGGAGUCGUACGCCAUCAAUAAGCAUCUGUAUGUGAGCGAUUCGAUACUGAAUAGCCACACGGACAACAUCUACGACGAGCCCAACAAUAUUAUCAGCAGUUCGUUGGGCAACAGCGUGGAUCUUCUGGAGGAUGAGGGCUGCUCCGAUCAGAGCAGCUGCUCGCCACUGCCCUCACCGCCGCCGCCCGUCUCCAUCAUCAAGAUCAAGCAGACACUGUGCCCCUACUAUCAGGAUCAUACGCGCUACUUCAAGGCCAUACCCACGGAGCAGGACAGCAUUGCGAGUGCCAAGGCGGCGGCAGCCGCCGCCUCCCAGCAGCGUUUCAAUUUCAAUGCUGCCGGUCUCUCGGAAAUCCAUGAUUACGAUUUGUAUUACGGAGCUCGGAGGCAGCCGCCGUCUGACAACAGCAGUUUGAGCUUGCAGCGACGGCAGGCCAGCCUCUACAGCCCCCUGGGUGGGCAUACGAGCCACUGUCACUACCACAACAACAACAACAACAGCACCAGCAGCAGCCAGGGGCACUACAACCACCCGUACAACAGCCAUCCGCAUCAUCAUCACCACCAUCAUCACUACAGCGGUGGGACUGCUGCCUCCAGCCACGGGCAUGGGCAGCGGCCGAACUCGAGGAAUUCCCUCAAUAGUCGCCUGAGCAGCUCGCACAAUUCCCUGAACGUUUCGUCGGCGAAUAAGCCCGAUGAUUCCAUCUUUAUAACGCAGGCCAUGUCCCACGAUGCGUUGUUUACACGCGAGAUAUCUGACUUCUAUAAUGUGCCCAUCGAUUCGGAUAUUUAUGCGUUUCCCGUGGACAUGAUCGAGCAGCAGCAGCAGCAACUAGAGAAGGAAAAGGAAAAAGAGAAAGAGCGGCAGGUGACGGCAAACGCAGUGGCAGGAACAGGAGCUGGAGCAGGAGCCCCCACUUACCACAAGGCGGCCAGCAGAAGGAAUAAACGCAACAAACGCAAGCAGCGACACGGAGGAACGACUGCUGCGGGGGCGGGGACUGAGACGAGCGAUGGGGAUGGGGAAAAGUCAGGGAAACAUGGAAAAUAUCGCACCCCAGUGGGGCUGGGGCAGGGACAGUGCCAGGGACAAACGAGCGAGUCAUCGGAGCCACUGCACAUGACCCUCGACGAAGUGAAGCAAUUCUAUCACACACUCUACUCGGACGCGGGCAAAUCCUGUGCAUCCUCGGGCGGCGGCGGCGGCGGCAGCGGGGGACCCAACAAACCGAUGAUGGUCAAGUCCAGCAACGAGACUAUCUGGAGUGUAUCCACGGCCACAACGAAUGCCACAACGACCACGGCGCGAACGCGCAGCAGUGUUGGCACCUCGAAUCGUUCGACAAACGCUGCGGGCGCUGGCGGGGGUGGCUCUGCCAGCGAUGGCGGCAAGUAUCUGAGCAAACAGAGCAAACACAAUCUGGACAAUGAUAAGCUCAACAACAACAACAACAAUAAUAACCAGCAGACGCCCACGCAACAGCAACAGCAGCAGCAGAACCUGCAACAGCAGCAGCAACAGUCAUCGGAGAAGCCGCCCGCGGGGGAGCUGCAACUGCAGCUACAGAUGCAACACCACCAGCAGCAGCAUCCGAACAAUAAGCAUGUGGUGCACUCGGAAAAGAAGUCACAAUUUACGCUUAAUCUCAAGCAAAAGUUCUGCAGCAUCUUUCGCUUUCGUCGGAAUCAUCAUAGUCGUUGUCGCGCCGCAGCCGCCUCUGUGGCGGCGGCGAAUGCGGCUGCAAAUGCGAGUGCCACGAAUGCCGCAUUGGCUGUGGAAGCAACUGCUGUGGCUGCUGAGGGCCAGGACCAGGAGUCGUCACCAGCAGCAGUCACAGCAACACCAGCCACCGCCCCAGGGGAGUCGUCGUCCGAUGAGGGACUCAAGAAGUUCCAGUCGCGUGCACUGCCACCAUUACCAAAGAAGGCAGCCGCCUAUGCCAUAGAUGAAGCUGUCGAACAACCCGAACAGGAGGAUCAACAGCAGAAGAAGCAACCUGGUGGCCAAGAGCCGCGUGCAUUGCAGUUUACCUCAAGCAUUGAAAAAGUGAAAGACUACGGCUGGUACUGGGGUCCCUUGUCUGGGGAGGCAGCCGAAAAGGUGCUCUCGAACGAGCCAGAUGGUUCUUUUAUUGUGCGCGAUAGCUCCGAUGAUCAUUACAUAUUCUCGCUAAGCUUCAAGCUGAACAAUUGUGUGCGACAUGUGCGCAUUGAACAGGAUCAGGGGACCUUCUCCUUUGGCUCUUAUGCCAAAUUCAAGUCGCAAACCAUCACCGAAUUCAUUGAGAAGGCUGUCGAGCAUUCGCGAAGUGGCCGAUAUUUAUUCUUUCUGCAUCGCCGGCCAGAGCAUGGACCAAUGCGUGUGCAAUUAACCAAUCCAGUAUCUAGAUUUAAGCAUGUACAAAGCCUGCAGCACAUGUGCAGAUUUGUUAUACUAAAGGCGGUUAUACGAAAGGAUCUUAUACAGACGUUGCCAUUACCAAGAAGACUUUUAGACUAUCUUAACUAUAAGCAUUGCUACUCCGAGCAGGUGGAGUCCGACAGUUCCCAUUCGCAGAUUUCUGGCGAUGGAACCAUGUAGGAGAUGGAGAUGGAGAUGGACAUGGGGAUGGCAAAGGCGGACUCGGAAGCGAUUCGCUUGUGACAAAAAGUAAACGAAAGCAACAGAAAUUAUUACCUUACAUAAGUAGUAGAAUUUAAAAAAACGAAACAAAGGAACGCGAAAUGCAAAACAAGAAAAGUAACGAAACGAAACAUUAAAACCGUUAAACGUUCUGUAUAACAAGAACAAAGGAAACAACAAACCAACAACAAAAACAAAACAAAAAAAACGUUAAAUAAGUAAAGUAAAUGGAAGAAAUUGUUAGUUUUGCUAAAAAUAAAAACCAAGAAGAAGUAGUAGAAGCUGAGGAAGUAGAAGAAGGCGAAGACGAUGAAGAAGAAGAAGGAGAACAGGAAGUGGAAGGACGAAGAAGAACACAAAAUUCAAAACUCUGUUUAUUGAUCAUUUUUUUGUACUCGGUGCUAUACUAUAAAUAUAAAAACUAUUUAAUGAAGAAAAGGAGGCAGAGAGGAGACGAAGCAGAAAGCAUGAUGAAGAAGGAUAAGAAAGAAGAGCAAACAAAAGCUACAACAAAACGGAAACACGAAACAGAAAAAUAUUAUAGAUAUUAUAGAAAUUAUGCGGUAGUCAAGUAAACGAAAUAACGAAUUAACUGAAAAAAUUGUACAUAAAAAUAUGUUUGAGAAAUGAGGAGCCAUAUGCCACCCAGCAGAACCCCCCGUCACCCAGCCACCCAGCCAUCCUGCAACAAAGAACCCCGCCACCCGGAUGGGGCCUACGUUUUUCAUUAAUUAAUUUUAUGCUUGCCUUUUAGCUGUGAUUUAUAUAAGGUGUCUGAGUCGACUAUGUCGGCAGUAUUUUGUUCAAGCUGCAAUUUGAUGUUUAUAGAAUUAUGUGUCAGGACGAGAGAAGAAAUCGAGCUCUAACCGAAAGGACAGACAGAGCAAAUGUAAAAGCAAUCUUAAAACAAUCUUAAGUUCAAGCAAAGACUUUUCAUAUAUAUAGGUAUAGGUCUUUGUUUCAAGUCAAAAAAUACUCGAAAGCAUGAGGUGGAAAACCGAACCAAAACCGAUACAAAACGAUCGAAACGAGUGGGACAGCAAUAGAAAGAGAAGAAUAGGAAAAGGAAAAUAAAAGUGAAACAGAAACAGAAACACCAACAAAGAGCAUAUUGUAUAUUCAUAUUGCUUAGAUUUAUUUCAAUUGUUGACUAAUUAUGGUUUCGGAUUUGUUGUUAUUUAUGUUUUAAGCUCCCCAACAACCCACCCCCCGCAUACCAUACCGUACCAUACCAUACCACUUUUUUUUUGUGUAUACUAUUAUUAUUGCUCAUGAUUGAAUUGUUUAUACGUUGUAUUUAUUUCUUUUUUGUAUAAAUAUAUAUGUAUACGACAUUUGUGUAUGUAUGUGUAUAGGAGAGAGGGGGCUACCACCUCUUCCUCCUCCCAUGAAACAAAAAAGAAAACUGAAACCAAAACCAAAAA